Messenger RNA from Notolabrus celidotus (New Zealand spotty), 2619 nucleotides. RefSeq lists its product as uncharacterized. The coding region runs from base 1 to 2454 and encodes 817 amino acids. Lineage: Eukaryota; Metazoa; Chordata; Actinopteri; Labriformes; Labridae. Gene Ontology annotation, molecular function: calcium ion binding. The record is from RefSeq and is a predicted model, not a curated record. The transcript has 9 exons.
AUGGGGUCCCUGGCAGCACUGUUCACUCUGCUCUGUGUUUACGCUCCAGUGUGUGGAGCUGAGGGAUGCAGCGGUUUCAGACACCUGGACAACGGGCAGACGUUUUUCCGUUACGGUGGACUGCUGGUGAUCUUCCGCUGUCGUCCUGGAUACAAGCUCCAUGGAUACAAAACCAACAGCUGUGUUUCUGGGCACUGGUCCCGGGACACCCCUAUCUGUGCAGGGUCUGGCUGCUCUCACCCAGGACCGAUCCCCCACGGGACGAGCAGCAUGAAUGAGGACGGCUCCUGGGCAGUGUUCAGCUGUGAUAGGGGCUUUUGGCUCUUUGGACCUUCAAGGUUGUACUGCAAGGGUCACAACUGGAACAGCACAAAGCCUGUAUGCAGAGAGUCUGACAUGAUGAGCUCAUUGUUAGGUGUGCAUUCACAAAAGCCUAACAUCCAACAGAACCUCCGGGCUGCCGUAGCUCCGAAGACUCAGCAGCAAACCCUCGACGACACUUUAGCUGAUACUCCAUCCAGAGAAGCAGACCUCAGACUUGGCUUGUUGCCUCCUCCGCAAACGUCCAAGAGUCAGAGGGAUAAGGUGACCAAUCCAAAAAUCCUCCUGGAGCCACAAAGCAAGUUACCAAACUUUAAAGUCAAAGAUGGUUACCAAACAAGAUAUCAUGAAAGUCAAGUUCAGGAGACAAAUCAAGUUCAAGUACCAGAAAGAGGAGUUCAUGUCUCAGAGGGAGAAGCUUUAGAAGAAGGAAAGUUAGACACUCAGAUGUUUGCCUCUAAAUCAGCUGACUCUAUUACUGUGUCUUCAUCAGUGUCAGGAACACAGCUAUCAGUAUCUCCAUCCCCAUCCUCUUCCAGAGUCCACACACCAACCAUCACUGCUGCCACGAGCACUGUGCUGUCUGCACCAACCUCACAGCAUCUCCCCACAGGAUCUGCACCUCCUGGGCCUCGGAGCAAUAUGAUGCUGAUGUUUGAGGAUCAUGGUAUUACAACAGAUGAUGUUACUCCCCCUGUAGGAUCAUCAGACUCAACAGAUGAUGUUACUCCCCCUGUGGGAUCAUCAGACUCAACAGAUGAUGUUACUCCCCCUGUGGAAUCAUCAGACUCAACAGAUGAUGUUACUCCCCCUGUGGGAUCAUCAGACUCUUUACAUGCUGCAGAUAGAGAUCAGCAGAUUAAACCUGGCCUCCAGUUCCUGUCUCAGGCUGGAUCUACAGAGAACAAGGAGCCCACAGAGACUUCAUCAUUCACAUUGUUUUCGUCCGCUGCUUUGGUUACCACCAGUUCCUCAUCCUCUUCAUCACCAUCUUCUUCUUCAGUCUCUCCAUCGCCCAAACUCCCCUCCUUUUCCACCCAAAUUUCCUCAUCGCCCUGCUCCACCCAGACCACAAAGAAAACACACCCACCAAACUCCUCCACAGCCGCCCAGCAAAGAUCUCACUGGACUGAAGACCACAACGUCAAACCGUCUCUGCUGAACCUGAUCAGACGACCCGUAUGCCCGUACCCACCUGUACCCGUUCAUGGGACCUUCUACUUUCGUAAUGUGAAGAAUCCAGGUCCCACAGAGUACAGACACUACAUCCAGUAUGCCUGUUACCCUGGUUACACUCUGGCUCAUGGAGACGUGUACAGCUGCUGCCAGCAGGGCCGGUGGAGCGGGAUCACACCUGUUUGUUUAGAAUUGACGCCAUGUUCAGUCAACAAUGGAGGCUGUUCCCAGCUCUGCUCUCACUCCCAGCACUACAACCAGAGCUUCAACCAGACCCAGAGCAGAACCGAGUGCCGCUGCAGACCUGGAUUCAGUCUGCUGGAUGACGGGAGAACAUGUCGUGAUGUAGAUGAGUGUGUGGAGCAGCAGCACCAGUGUCAGCAGAGAUGCGUCAACACGUUUGGUUCCUUCCAAUGCAGCUGUGAUGACGGAUAUCAACAAGCUCCUGACCAGAUCUCCUGCACAGAUCAGGACGAGUGUGCUGAUAAUCAGGGGCUCGGGCCUUGUAUGAAGCGGUGCCACAACACACCAGGAUCAUACCUCUGCUCCUGCACACACGGACAGGCCUUAGCAGUAAACGGACACAGCUGCAUCCCUGAAUGUCCACCUGGAUACAGGAAGCAGCCGACAGUAACACCUGAGAAUACGACUGCAUCAGAUCUGAGGGAGGAGUGUGUCGAUAUUAAUGAGUGCCAGGAGGAGGGCAGGUGUGGGUGGCAGUGUGUCAACCUGCCGGGAACUUACAAAUGCAUCUGUCCCAGAGGAUACACCCUGCAGGGCGACGGGCCACGCUGCAAAGACAUCAAUGAGUGCAGUCGCAGGAACGGAGGGUGUUCCCACGUGUGUGUGAACCAAAAAGGUGGAUAUAAAUGUGCCUGUCCAGCCUCCCAUCGCCUCUCUCCCAACAGCUGGAAGAAAUGUCUGCCGAGGACGACCGCCUCAAAGUCCGGCCCAUGAAUCCACAUGUGCAGCUCUGAUGGGCCGCAUGUCGAGUGUCAAUCCGGCCAAUCAGAGCGAUAACACGGAUUAAUCAACAGUGAUUAUGGAUAAAUGACAGGUUGACUUAAAAUAUUUUAUUACUGUCCGAGCUAAAUGUAUUAAAAACAAAACUGUUCUGAUGAA